This is a messenger RNA of Triplophysa dalaica, 7444 nucleotides long. RefSeq names its product solute carrier family 9 member A1a (gene slc9a1a). The record is from RefSeq and is a predicted model, not a curated record. Gene Ontology annotation, molecular function: sodium:proton antiporter activity. Gene Ontology annotation, biological process: sodium ion transport; regulation of pH; proton transmembrane transport. Lineage: Eukaryota; Metazoa; Chordata; Actinopteri; Cypriniformes; Nemacheilidae. The transcript has 12 exons. Gene Ontology annotation, cellular component: membrane. Bases 1450 to 3774 code for a protein of 774 amino acids.
UGCAGUUUUUGGAGACUUUGACUCUCCCUUGAGCUGAGAUUGAAGGGCAACCUGCCAUAUAGAGUAAAACUGCUAUACAGACAUGAUAAAUGAAGAAUAUCAGAUGAUAAAAUGCAGGGAGGAAAACAAACAGACACACAAUUAUUGUACUAUGAUGACUAACAAUAGAUUAUGAAUGAACAAUAAAGCAGGGGUUUGUUGAAUUGACUGAAUCAUCCUGCAGGGUUGCCAGGCAUGCAUGCAGAAAAAAAGCCCAGUCCAAAACUCAAACUCUACCCCUUUAAAAAAGCAAUCGAAUUUAUGAAAUUACACACUUUCAUUUGUAUAUUCACUAUAUUUUUGUAUAAAACACCAGAAUUUAACAAAUAUGAAAUAUUGUAAUAUUUAAGUAUUACAAAGAGAGCAUGAAGUAUUGCCAUAUAUAUUAUAUUAUGUAUCACAAAAUGUAUACAUUACGUAUUACGUGUUGUCAUUUUUCUAAAACUAAUAACACGAAAGUGAGUAAACAGUAACAAAAUGCUCUGAUGUUAUGUUAAUGUGAAAGUGACCCAACAAUGCAGGAUAUUGAGGAUCUGGCAUCCCUUCCGGCAGUUGCAGUGACCCUCCUCUCCACCGGAUGUCGCUGAUGUCCCAGUGAACAGACCCCUCCCAAUGUCCAAACUCUUCGGUUCUUUUUAAACCUGCCCAAAAGGGUGUGUUUUAUUGUCGUAUAUUUACUCCGCGUCUCACGCUUCUCCGCCAGAGGAUUAAAUCCGACUGAAUGAUCGGACGCACCGGCAAAACUCACCGAUCGCACCGGCAAAACUCACCGAUCGCAUCCUUAAAGGGGCAGUCACGCGUACGGCGGAAGACCGAUCAGCGCGCGGCGUCAUUCGGAGUUCAUGCGACUUUUUGCGUUGUUCGCAUCGGACAGGACAGAUGAGAUCUGACAUUGAGAUGAUCGAGCGCAAAAAUGCCUGAUCGGACCCGUUGGAUGACAUCGAACCGGCAUUGAUUCGUCAUCUUUACUGUUGUCAUUGAAUGUCCUUUUCCCGCCGCGUUUCUGAGGAGACGAAGAUGAUGCUCUUGACGUUUGAGGCAGAACGUAAACCUCGCGCGCUUCUACAUUUCAGACACAGUGCAGUCAGUGUUUUAAAAGGAAUGUUUUAACAUUGAUGACGUUUGAUUGUCUUCUUCCUCGCCUUUUAGACAGGGGGUGGGUCACAUUGCGGUCGUGGAAGUUGUUGGCAGGGUUUUAUAUGUGAGGCUGCACACAUACCUGCUCGUAUUUCCGGGUUUUUCGCUCAGGUGUGAAGCUCAGGUGAAGUCGACAGGAAGUUGGAAACUCAAUCUGAAGUCAUAAAAUGAUGCGGGAGUUAUCCAUUAAGUUACUUAACGUUGCCUCAGAAUCAGCUCGCGCAUCGGACGACCUGGUCAGAUAAUAUCGUGUCAGUACAUCAGACCUCUAUCAUGGAUCGGCUCACGCGCACAACGUUUAUCCUCUUCCUCGUGCUGGUGGCCAGUUUGUUGCCUCUCGGGGGUCACGCCAGCUCACCGGAGAUGGGAUCCGGUAACGAAAAAGUGCCUGAUCACGGUAACGGGGACACCGGUCACAAAGCCAACUACACGAAAAAGGCCUUUCCGGUUCUGUCAUUCGAUUAUAAAAACGUUCGUGUCCCCUUUGAGAUCUCUUUAUGGGUCCUGCUGGCGUCCCUCAUGAAGUUAGGGUUUCAUCUGAUUCCACGAGUCUCAAAUAUCGUACCCGAGAGCUGUCUGCUCAUCGUGGUAGGUCUGCUGAUCGGUGGUCUUAUUAAGUUGGUGGGCGAGGAUCCCCCAGUGCUAAGCUCCAAGAUCUUCUUUUUCUACCUGUUGCCUCCCAUAAUUCUGGAUGCGGGCUAUUUUCUACCGAUGCGGCCCUUCACAGAGAACCUGGGCACCAUCCUCAUGUUUGCGGUGGUGGGAACUUUGUGGAAUGCGUUCUUCAUCGGUGGAGUGCUGUACGGCGUGUGUCAAUUGAAGGGCGUUCACCUGGAGGACAUGGACCUUCUGUCGUGUUUGCUGUUUGGCUCCGUCGUCUCUGCUGUAGACCCCGUGGCCGUCCUGGCCGUGUUCGAGGAGAUUCACAUUAAUGAACUGCUCCACAUCCUGGUGUUCGGAGAGUCUCUACUGAAUGACGCCGUCACUGUGGUUCUUUAUCAUCUCUUUGAGGAGUUUAGUAGCGUGGGCAGCAUCACUGUCACAGAUGUGUUUCUGGGUAUCGUAUGUUUCCUGGUGGUGUCGUUCGGCGGCAUCAUGGUGGGAGCUAUAUAUGGAAUCCUGUCGGCGUUCACGUCACGCUUCACCUCUCACACCCGUGUCAUCGAGCCGCUGUUCGUCUUCGUCUACAGCUACCUGGCGUAUCUCUCCGCAGAGGUGUUCCACCUGUCGGGCAUUAUGGCUCUGAUCGCAUGCGGUGCUGUCACGCGUCCCUACGUGGAGGCCAACAUAUCCCACAAAUCCCACACAACCAUCAAGUACUUCCUGAAGAUGUGGAGCAGCGUCAGCGAAACGCUCAUCUUUAUCUUCCUGGGCGUGUCCACAGUGGCAGGGAAGCACAGCUGGAACUGGACAUUUGUGAUCUCUACGGUCAUUCUCUGCCUGGUGGCCCGUGUUCUGGGUGUCAUCGGCUUGACCUUGGUGAUCAAUAAGUUUCGUAUUGUGAAACUGACCACUAAAGACCAGUUUAUCAUUGCUUACGGCGGCCUGAGGGGGGCGAUCGCGUUCUCUCUGAUUUACCUCCUGGACAAAGACCAUUUCACCAGGAAAGAAAUGUUCCUCACGGCCAUCAUCACCGUCAUCUUCUUUACUGUGUUUGUGCAGGGUAUGACCAUUCGACCUCUGGUUGACCUUCUGGCGGUGAAGAAAAAACAAGAAACCAAGCGAUCUAUCAACGAAGAGAUUCACACACAGUUUUUGGACCACCUGCUGACUGGCAUCGAGGACAUCUGUGGACAUUACGGACAUCAUCACUGGAAAGACAAGCUGAACCGCUUCAAUAAGAAGUAUGUGAAGAAGUGUCUGAUAGUGGGGGAGCGUUCAAAAGAACCGCAGCUCAUUGCUUUCUACCACAAGAUGGAGUUUAAACAGGCCAUCGAGCUGGUGGAGAGCGGCGGCGCUUCAAAACUUCCCUCUGCUAUGCCAUCCACCGUAUCCAUGCAAAACAUCCAACCCAAGAAGGCGACUCAGGAGAGAGCGCUGCCUCAGGUCUCUAAAGCCCGCGAGGAGGAGAUCCGAAAGAUCCUGCGUACAAACCUGCAGAAGACCCGUCUGAGGCUGAGGUCGUACAAUCGACACACUCUGGUGGCUGAUCAGGAUGAGGACGGAUGGGAUGAUUUCCUAAUUAAACGCAACAGGAUUAAGGAUCUGGAAAAGAUAUCACACGUGACUAAUCACCUCACCGUUCCAGCUCCGCCCCCUGAUUCACCGACCAUCGCACGAGCGCGUCUGGCUUCUGACCCCCAAGCCUGGGGCAACAAACAUGUGACCGAGGACAUCAAACCUGUGACCGGGGGCAUCCCUACCAUCAAGGUGGAACUGGCAUCUCCGCAGUCUCCAGAGUCUGUCUGUGUGGUGGAUGAAUUCAAGAAAGACAGCAAUGAGCAGGAGGACGGUCUGGUCAUGAAACCCAUGUCUCUGGUCUCAAAGAAAGACGGGACCGGCGAGGACGACAUAGAGCCGCAGCAGCGUCUGCAGCGGUGUCUGAGUGAUCCGGGACCCAGCGCUGAGGAGGAGGAAGAUGAGCCCUUCCUCCCGUGAGCCAGCCGAUGGCCGUUAUUGAGAGGCUGAGGGAUCCCUCAGCUUCCUCUGAGACGCACGAGACUUACAGAGCGUCUUUAUAUCACACGCGAAUGGAGGACAGAUUUAUUCUGCAGGAAGCCAAAUUAAGAACGUCAGGGAGAGGAAAGAGACGAACCAAAAAUAAAAUAAAAACGAGCGAUCAAAAUCAGCCAUUUAUUGUUUAUUAAAUUAUCUUCUUUUUUAACUCGACACCAUGUCGUAACCAGAAACAGUGUGGCAACGAUAAAAACAUGGAUAAAACAAACGCUAACAGUUCAAAUUCGCUCUGUAUGACUUGUGAAUGUUUAUUUUCAGAGCCGGUAGAAGUCUUUGAUUUGAACACCCAGAGUACACACACAGUGUUAAAUAAUGAGUGCACUCACAAUAAAAGUGUGCAAAAUGCAUUUCAAAAUUGAAUGAAAUAUGAGUGAAUGCAAAAACGUGAGUCUUACACGGCAGACAUUAUAUGUCAAAUUCAGCGUUUCUCAGUUCGAUCUUGUCGCAUCACGUCUGGUUAAGACAAGGUGUAGUUUAGUUUUGUUGCGGGAUAAACACAUUAAUGAUGGAGAAGAGAUCUAUGCAUUACCAAAGGUUGGCACUGUUUAAUUUCACACUAGAUUCAGGUUAUUGUUGUUUUUAAAGCAUCGAUUGCAUACAUUACACUUUUGUGUUUUUUAGGACAUGAGUUGCCUUGAUUUUUUUUAUUUGAUCAGGAGUGAAUUAUGUUUUCUGUUUGACCUGGAGGGUUUUAAACUUCAGGAGCAAUAUAAAACGAGACACGUUAUUGCCUUUGUAUAUUUGUGGGACGUGUGCAGGACCAUCAGAAAUAUCUAUCUGAACCACCAGUUUCAUAUGUUGUGAGCUGUUUGUUUGUACUUUAUUUAAUGACAAAGAUGAUUUUCGUGGAAUUAUUCUGCUUUCCCUUUAAAAGCACUUGAGCGCUUUGGUCAUGACAACACAGAGAGUGAUCUUAUACUCUGAACGCUGCGUUAAAGGAACAGUUCAUCCCAAAUCAAAAAUUCAGUCAUUAUUUACUCGCUCUCAACCCUGCAUGCUGUUUUUUUAUUGCAGGAGACACUUAAGAAUUAAGGUGCUAGCAACGCCAAUAUCAUGCUUUUUAUUCCCUGCGAUCACAAACAGCAAAUGUUAAGCUCACGUGCAUGCAAGAUGCUUUAAAGCACCCAUAAAUGUAAAAACACGUUUAUUUUCAGGGGAAAACGGUAGAUGGGUUUUAGAUAUUCAUGAGGGCCAGUAAAUAAUGACAGAAGUAUACAUUUGCUCCUUCACAACAUUUGCACCGAGUGAACUAGCGCUCUCCUUUAGAUGAGGAGAUCCAGACAUGUCCUUGUUCCAUUCUCCCAGUGCAGGACGUAUUUUAAAAUGAAUUUAUAAAACAUAUAAUGUAUCCCAAUCUAUUUUGCAUGCACAGAGAGUAGACUAGACGUAUUUUAUUGUGAGCUAUGUUGAAAAAAAUCAAUAUAUUUUACAUGUGAACUCUAAAGAUCCAUUGAUGUCUAUGAUGUGCUUUGAAGUAUUAAUGCCAACAGACUCAAAGUCCUUUCUUCAAACUUUCUGUGCUUGUUUUGCCUUCGUGUAUGAUUCUUUUGCCUUUAAAAUAGAUGUCUGUGUCACCUUGGUGUGAAAAGUGCCGGUUCAUUCUAAGAGGCAGACUUAUGUUGGUCCUGUUUAUUUAACCUUACUCAGAACGUAGAGUCCAUUCCAGGUCGAGUAGUCGUGAUGUGAACAGACUUCGGUAUUCACGAGAGUUUUCAGUUCACAUUAUAUUUCGUUCUUGAAACAGAGCUACUUACUUAUAUAAUACCAAAAAAAAUUAUUUAAAUGAUAUUUUGCAGUGACUGUGCCGGGUUUGGGAGAAUAUCAAGAGUAGAAUUGAGCUAAAUGCCUUUUUAAAACGUGUUAAAUAGAGCUGAAACACUUGACAAACACUCAGUAGAGAGGUGUGGAUUAUGCCGACAUGUGUAAACAACACAUUUAAAUCCAGUGGAAAUAUGCAGGUGUGGAUGGUGUGGGUUGGCCCUCUGGCUCUUUCUGGGGUUGGUUUUGAAUGCGGGUGUUCUCAGUAUUAAUAAGUGUGGUUAUAAAUUGGAUUUGCAUAUCGACUCGUCUGAUUCUUUUAUUUUCCUUUUAUCUUUUAAAUAUCUCAGUCUUGAGGUUAGAAUUUUCUUGUUAUAUGCAUUUAAUUAAUGCCUCUCUGUGAGGUGCCUCGGAAAACAUCCUUUACUUGAUAUUUGAUUUAUAACAGCUUUAUUUUGCAAUGCCUUAUUUUGCCUUCAGUUGCCUUUUGAGUUUGUUUUUACAAAUGAAUGUUUUGUGGGUUUUGUGCGUCUGUUGUGCAUGCUUGUAAGCGGAAGCUGCUGUGUGUAAGAUUUGUGUGUUCAUCUAUAGACCAGUGCGGGUUUUGAACACGGAUUUUAAAAUCUUAAAUCUUCCAGAUGCUUCAUAUGACCGUACAUGCUCUUUAUUUCUCAUAUCACUGCUUAUUGUUUAGUUGUUUGUUUGUAUUUUUAAUAGGAAGUGAUGUAAAAUGCAGACAAAGGUACAAAUGUGCCUUUUUUUUGUGUCAAGACGUGUUAAUACUUGUCCUGGUUGUGCUUACUUUAUUCUGACAGGCAAAAAGCAUGUGAUUUAAUCCCAAACUUUAUCUUUAGUUUCAGAAUUUAUUCAUGGGGUGAAAUUAGGGUUUUAUAUUGGUUUAGGAUUAUUAGUGUUGAACUGGAUUUUAAAGGUUGUGUAUUAUUUCUGUGCUAUAUAGGACCAUCUAAUGGAUAAUAAAUAACUAAACUAAAGAAACGUUCAGACAAAGUUUGAAUGUUGACUUGACAAAGCUGUGGCAGAAAAAUGUUAGAGAAGCCCUGAAGUUUAUUGGUCAUAAUUGGAUGUUGCAAUGUGCCAUGUUCGUCGAGUGAAAGCUUUAGGAGUUUAACUUGGGGGAAAUUUUGUUUUGUAGUUCAUAAAAACGAUGAAAAGAGUCCAAUUUCAAACACACCCGUGUUCAACCAAACAAAAGCUGUUGGUUAAACAAACUUGGUUUAAACCUUGGAAUUUUAUUAUUGGAACUUAAAUUAAACGCUUUUAACUCUGAAAUGUACUUUCUUUAUUAUUUCUUAUUGAAAUUCAUUCAAAUGUUCGUGAAAUUUGCUCUGUUUUCACAAGGACACCAAAUUCACAGUAAAGAAGCAGUUUGCAUGUGUGAAGGGCUGAAGAGUUUUGGUUGGUGUGCAGUAUGGUAACUGUUGGCUUGUUUUCUCUGUGUUCCAGUAGACCUUGAAGACGUGUCAUCUCUUGUCUGUCUGUGUUACUCUUCAUUCAGUCUGGAGGCAAAAGCACUUUAUCAUAAGAGAACCUUUAAACCAUUUAAAAUAUAGCAAUAACUAAAGCCAUUCUGUGUGAAUAUAUGGUUAUCUCUGAUGAGAAGAGCAGAUGUUUACUGAUGGCGUUGUUGUGUUUGGGUUUACUGAUGUGCUUUGUUUAGACAUGUUUCAGCGUGAUGUUUGUCUGAAUGUUCCUUAUCUAUUGUUAAAGUAAAUCUAGCCCUCUUUUGACUGGACUCGACUGAUAUUGUGCUUAUAUUCUCCAUCAAAUAUUUAUUUUAUAUACAAUGGGAAAUAAAAUCUAUAUCAAAAUGUAA